GAAUUAAAAAGGCAUUUAUAAUGAAAGUAUAUUUCUGUCUUGUGCCAUUUGAAAACUAUCCUGAUUACAUCUUUAAAAUAUGUGGGUGAAAACAUCAAACAUCAGAAACAGUCAGCAAUUAGAAGAUCUUUGACCAAGGUGCUGUGUCAGUAAAAUAUCUGUGUUUGGGUUUCUAAAUGCUCAAUCUCUAAGUCAUACUGUCUUCCAAGAGAUGAAGUCAGUAUAAUUAAAAACUUAUAGCCCACAUGUUGCAGCACAGACACAAUAAAACUGUUGCUUUUAUUGAUUGAUGAGGGGGAUCCCACUAGAUAUUAGUAUAGUUACUGAACGCAGUAUGUGGAUUUUCUGCGUGUUGGGGUGGGGAGUGGGUGUUAUUGCACCAUUGUAAACAUGUAUUUUCAGAUUCGGCACGCAGCCCUGUUCCGACUUUUGAACGAUCAUUAACUGUUAAUAGAAAGGAUAAACUGCAUUCAGACCAGCUAAAACACCUGCAUAACGCCCUCCUUCGCCACGCCCCUUACACGUUAAAACGUCUGCCACCUGCCUCUGCACGUCUCAAAUUUCACCCACAUUUCCUACAUACGCCUCACGAGCCCAGACACCGGCAAAAACACACAUUCUGCCGUUACACUUCUUUACCAGUCUCGUUUUUAUCCCCUUCGCUGGAUAGUACACGUUAUCAAACCUGUGCGCGCUGAGUGAGCCGAUGGGAGCAACGGGACGUUUUAAUACACAACCUAAUGCACGUCGCAUGCCCAAAUAAAUGCGGACGUGGUUCAUUUCUGCCGAUUUGAUGCGAAAAGCCAGCGCAGUGACGAGCGCGAGCUUGUCGUGACAGCUUUCUAGCAAGAUCUCUUUCUCUGUUGGAGGAGACCUGCAUGCGUAGUGUGACACCCUCUCCAAUGCAUGGCAACAAACUCCUUUAUAAGCCAUACCUGGAUCACCUGCAGAGGCACAGAUCAAGCAAAUUGAGACACAGAGUGCAAUAAAAAAAAAAAAAAAAGAAAGAAACUUAAAUUUUUCUGUCUUGCUUCACUUUUUUUGGGAUACAAUGUGGAAAGCAGUGGUAAUGGCUGUGUGUCUGCUUGUGGCCGGGGUUGGGGCUCAGCACAUGGAAGAUCCGACGUACGGGGUGAAGCUCUGCGGCCGAGAGUUUAUUCGGGCAGUCAUCUUCACUUGCGGAGGCUCACGCUGGAAGCGGUCACUUAGAAGUCAAGAUGCUUCAGAAGACCCAUUCACCUCCCACCAGGAUGAGUCUUCAGAGAGCUUCACCUCCAACUUUGCGAUUGAAAGCCUCCUUCAACGAAGCAAAGACCUCAGCUUCACGCCCAAGACCAACCCCGACGCGGCGUUCAGCAGGUCCACCCGGUCGUUCAUCACAGAUGAGAUUCUUGAGGCGCUCCGUAAAGCCGACCGCAAAGGCCGGGACGUCGUGGUGGGUCUGUCCAACGCCUGCUGCAAGUGGGGCUGCAGCAAAAGUGAGAUCAGCUCCCUUUGCUGAGGGCAGAUGAAUGCUACGCGAGUGCAUGUGUUGCAAAAGGUUGUUUUUACAUCAUCCCACAAAAAUGCACGCAUACAGACAGAAUUAUUACGUUUCACACAUUUGUCAAGAAGCUGAAUCUGUUUGGUGUGUUAUUAUUAUAUAAAGCUAAGUUUUCUAAGUUUAAAGAUAAAUCACUGGAGUACUUGUAUUUUCUUUUCAAUCCUGGCUAAAUAAUUGUUGUCUGCAACUUCUGAGAACUUUCUGUUGUGUUUUUUUUAUUUUAUAAACAGUAUGUGAUGUGAAAGGUCUGAUUACAUAUGUAUUCUGAAAGUAUUUUCCAUUUGUUUUAUUAAACAGAAUGUGAUGUGUGUAUUUCAGAUUCACAACAAUGAAACUGUGUCAUAAAACUAUAAAACGCCUCACUCACAAACAUGUCC
Messenger RNA from Fundulus heteroclitus (mummichog), 1920 nucleotides. It is a transcript of the gene rln3a, whose product is annotated as relaxin 3a. Lineage: Eukaryota; Metazoa; Chordata; Actinopteri; Cyprinodontiformes; Fundulidae. The coding region runs from base 1052 to 1501 and encodes 149 amino acids. Gene Ontology annotation, cellular component: extracellular region. The record is from RefSeq and is a predicted model, not a curated record. Gene Ontology annotation, molecular function: hormone activity. The transcript has 3 exons.